Messenger RNA from Menidia menidia (Atlantic silverside), 6199 nucleotides. The record is from the annotation of a GenBank genome assembly. NCBI's taxonomy places the organism in Eukaryota, Metazoa, Chordata, Actinopteri, Atheriniformes, Atherinopsidae.
GAGUGGAAGCGGAGCAAAAACAUGCCGCUACUCCACAGAAGAGCCUUCAUCCGACACAAACCACCGGCGGACCUGCGGCCGGAGGAAGAAGUGUUCCUCUGUAAAAUCACACACGAAAUCUUCAGGACCUACGAUGAGUUUUUUGAGAGGACCAUCCUCUGCAACAGCUUGGUGUGGAGCUGCGCGUUGACGGGGCGAGCGGGCCUGACUUACCUGGAGGCGGUAGAGAGCGAGCAGCGGGCGAGGCAGAACCUCCAGAGCUUCCCCCAGUCCCUGCUGGUGCCCCUGCUGCACCUGGCCGCUCUGAGCCAUCGCGCCAGGCUGUCCGAGCUCUGUGAAGACGUGUUCAACUUUGUCAAAGGCCGCUUCUUCCCCGGGGAGAUCGUAGAUGUCAGCAGACGCAACGGAGCCAGGCAUGUGUGUGAGAUCCUGCAGGUGCUUCCACCUUUCCCCUGCUCUCACGCCAAAGCGGUCACAAACGGACACACACGUGCAGCUGAUGCUGACACCAUUGUGAUCAGCGACAGUGACGAUGAGAGCCAUGCCUUCCAGAGUCCCAAAGCACAGGUCAACGGGAAGAAGAAGCCUCUGAGUCCAUCAGUAUUUAAAUACAAAGUGAGGAUGAUGAAGGAUGAACACAGUGAGACAUUUACUGUCAAAGCCAAUCAGAUCAGUCGUAGGAAGUCCACUUUGUCCAGAGAGAGGCUGAAGCUGCUCUUCAAGCAGCAUUGUGAGCCUGUGAGGGGGAUCAUCACACUGAAGGGCUCCACGGUGAAGAAGUACCGGCUGGCCGAGCAGACCUUUUCUCAGUUCUUCCCUGAUGAGCCCCCCCUCUUCCCCUACAGCUCCCCCUCAAAUGGAGGAGGGCGUGGCUCCCCCAAACAGGCUGGUCCGUUGCCGCUCAGCGCGGUGGAGGAGAAGCUGAAGUUAAUGCAGAGGAGGGAAGAGAUGGCUUCUGCUGCCCACGACAGAGCCCGGCUGAAGAGGGAGAGGGAGGAGGCCCAGGAGGCCAAGAGGCGGGAAAAAGAAGACAAGGACAAGGUCAGGGAGGAACAAAGGCGCCGUUUUGAGGAAGAGAAGCAGAAGAAGAAGGAAGAGAAGGAGCGCAGGAAGCUGGAAAAAGAAAGGGAACGAGAGAAACUGAAGGAGGAGAAGAAAAAAUAUGCUCAACGACUGAAGCUGUGGAACAAACCCAGAGAGGACAUGGAGUGUGAAGACCUGAAGGAGUUACCCAGUCCUCUUCCAGUGAGAACCCGGCUCCCAGGCGAGCUGUUUGGAGAAACUGUCAUGGUUCUGGAGUUCUUGAGGGCCUUUGGUGAGGCCUUUGAUCUCAAGGAUGAGUUUCCUGAUGGCGUCUCUCUAGAUGUUCUGGAGGAGGCUCUGGUUAGUUCAGAUCCCGAAGGUCCACUGUGUGAACUGCUCUUCUUCUUCCUCACCGCCAUCUUUCAGGCUCUGGAUGAGGAGCAGGAGGAGGUGGCCAAAGAUCAGGCUGAAGACCUGUGGGAGUCUCUGGACGAUGACCCAGACCCCACCUGGUCAGCUCUGAGUGCCGUGGCCUCGCUAGCUGCCGCCUGGCCGCAGCUCCAUCAGGGCAGCAGUCUCAAAGAGCUGGAUUUGGACAGCUGCACGCUUUCGGAAAUCCUGCGCCUGCACAUCCUGGCUUCCGGGGCCGAUUCCAACCACGGCAAUGCUAAAUUCCGCUACCAAAAGCAGGGCGGGUUCACGGUCACAGACGAUCCGUGCGUGGAGCUGCGCCUGGCUGAUCCUUCACUUCUGAAAAGACUGUCAUGCAGACCAGUGUACGACCUCACACCAGGGGAGAAGCUAAGGAUCCUGCAGGCCCUGGUGGGGAAGCUGCUGACACUGGCAUCAAGCAGAGACUUGAUUGAAGACUGUGUGGAGGAGCAGAGGGCAGCCAAGCAGGAACUGAGAGAGAUCAGAGCCAAGCAGCACCACAGAGAGAGGGAGGAGGCUGCACACAGGGUUCGUCUUCGGAAGGAGGAAAAGCUGAGGGAGCAGGAGCAGAGGCUGAAGGAGAAGGAGGAGAAACUAAAAGAACAAGAGACAAAGUUAAGAUUCCAAACAAAUGGUGAGGCAGCUACAAAACAUCACUCUCAGGGCAAUGAUGAUGAAAUUGAUCCAUCCAACAAGAUUACUUUGAAAGCUAAUAGCAGCCAGAAGGAAAAACAACAGAAAGAAUGCAGCUCUGACCCCAAACCCUCGUCCUGCUCUCCUCCCAGCUUGACUGCAGAGGAGCUGGAGAAAGAACAGGAGAAGGUUCGAGAGCUCCAGGAGCAGAUCCAUAAGGCGGCAGCCUGCACCUGCCUGCUGCCUCUGGGCAGAGACCGGUUGUACCGUAGGUACUGGAUCGUCCCCUCUGCCUCUGCUCUCUUUGUGGAGGACGACUGCUUCGGCCUGACGGAAGACAUGCUGCAGCCACGCCCCAAACCCGCUGAAGACUCGGCCACCAAAAUGGAGGACGAGGCAGCUGUUAAGACUGAACCAACUGGAGAAAGGUGGGUUCAGAGUCUGAAGCCGUCGGCAGAUUCUGCGUUUACAGAGCUUCUGAUCAUGUCCGAACUUUUUUCAAAAUUCCACAGCACUGGUUCAAGCCUGGCCCCCCUCCAAACGUCCAGUCUACCAGUCAACCGUCCCAACCAGUGGUUCUUCUACAGCUCCUUAGAGCAAGUGGAUCAGCUGAUCGAGGCUCUGAACCCGCGGGGGCACAGAGAGAGCAGCCUGAGAGAGGCGCUCCAGCAGGACAGGGACAGACUUCAACACCUGCUGCAGAACUUUGACCAGAAUAAAUACAGCCACACCGAUGACGCCGAGGCCCCUCAAACUGUCCCAGAAUGUGCUGCUGCAGCCGAAACUCUGAUGGAGGGGAGGUUAAGAGACUUACUGCUGGACCUGGAAGACCGUAUCCACCAGGGGACUCUGGGAACUCUGAAAGUGAUGGACAGAGAGCUGUGGCGCUCUGCGCUGGAAGCGGGAGAUUAUGAGCGGCUCAGCUCUGACGGCAGAGAGAACGCUAGGGUGAACGGACAGGUGGAAGCCAUGGAGGUGGACUCCGCCUACCUGAGAAGCAGAGACCGCUGCUCUGACAGGGUCCUGGAGCUUAAGUGUGAUACCUCAGCUACUUGCGGGACCAGCGGCAGUGGAACUCCACAGGUUGUCAACAGCUCGGUACGAAUCCUGGCUCAGGCACUUGGUCACAUUGAGCAAGGCAUUGAGAAACGCUUCCUCAAAGCUCCACUGGUUGAUGAAGACACAAGAAAAGACCAGAAAAUAAAGAAGACCAAAAGGAAAGAAGAGGACCAGGCCAGUGACGAUGGUGGAAGUGAAAGCGGUCGAGUCAUUAAGACGGUGCUGGAGCGAUGGAGGGAGUCUCUGCUGUCCUGUUCCAGCCUGUCGCAGGUGUUCGUUCACCUGUCCAGUCUGGAGCGAAGCAUUCGGUGGUCCCGUUCGGUCCUCAAUGCCCGCUGCCGCAUCUGCAGACGCAAAGGGGACGCGGACAACAUGCUGCUGUGUGACAGCUGUGAUCGAGGGCACCACACACACUGCCUGAGGCCCCGUCUCAAGUCUGUUCCAGAGGGUGACUGGUUCUGUCCUGACUGUCGGCCUAAACAACGCUCGAGCCGCGUUCCCUCCCGACAGCGGUCGUCCAUUGAUGAGGAGGAAGAUGAGGAGGAUGACGUAGAGGAGGAGCAGGAGUCCGAGGACGAAGAAGAGUCGGAGGAGGAGGAAGAAGAGGAGGAGGAGGAAGAAGACGAAGAGGAGGAGGAGGAGGAGGUAGUAGUAAAGAGCACCAGGAGGAGCCAGGCCCCGCCUCCCAAAGGCAGGAGCCAACAAGCUAGUGCCAGGAGUCAGCCUACCACGCCCAAGAACAGCACGGCCCCCUCAGGGAAAGGCUCCUCAUCCUCAAAAUCUUCAGGGAAAAAAGCCACACCAUCUACAUCAAAGGCAGCCACGGUUGCCAAUGGUAGAGCCUCUUCGCGCUCAGGUAAUCGGAGCAGCCAUGAGAUCUCAGCACCAGCCAGCAGCACCAAAAUGUCCCCCGGGCAGAGCGAGUCCACCAAGAAAGCGCCAGUCGGUGCUGCUCCACCAAAACCGCCCCGGAGCGUGCUUCCCGUCCUCCCGGCGUCAUCGUCCUCCAGCCGGCGCUCCUCCGGGAGGAACCAGGGCGUCCACGAGCUCUCAGCCUGCGAGCAGCUGACGGUGGAGCUGGUGAGGCAUGAAGACAGCUGGCCUUUCAUGAAGCUUGUGUCCAGGACUCAGAAGCCGAUUGCUCUUAGCAUCAUCAGAGAGAAGGUCAACAACUUUCAAUACCAGACAGCAGGUGAAUUCAUCUCUGACGUGGAGUUGAUGUUCGCCAACUGCCUCCAGUACAAUCCUCGCCACACCAACGAGGCAAAGGCCGGCCACCGCCUGCAGCAGUUUUUCCACUCCGAGCUGAGCCGACUGGGCCUGUCGGAGCGCUGCGCCGCCCCGCCCGCCAAGCGCUCCCGCCUCUGAGCCAACACCCCCGUGGCUCAUAGGCGCCCUUCUGACAGACACGCGGGGUUCAUAUUAGUUUGUUCACUCUUUGGUCUGGGCUCAGAGGUAACUACGUCCCACACAGACAUUAAUCUAUUGUUUAAAAAAGUAAACGUUCAAAGGGACAGAAUUUAGCUUGUGUAGAUCAAAUUCUCCUGAGAUGUACCCUCUUACAUGCUCACUUGUUCAGAAUUCCCCUCCUAAAGCGGAAAAAAAAAACUGCAGCCACUUUCUGGUUAUUAGGUGUAGAAAAUGCGCGGCUGCAGGUGUUCAGGGCAUUUUCCAGUCUGUGUGGGCACAUGGUGGACAUGUGGCAGACGGACACACAGACCCGUGGUGCUGUAGACGAGUAGAAUCAGUAGCGCUCCAGCUAAUUGUACCUGCUGUUUCCUUUUAGAUAAGCAAAACCACUUAAGAAUCUUUGCACUGACAGCGGGAAAAAAAAAAAAAAAUUCAAGACUGCUGUUGCUUGCUCAGGGACUAAAGCUUUGAUUUGAACGGAACAGUUUCUUCUCAGUGCAACUGAUUUUUUUUAUACACCGGUUUCAGGCUCAGGUGCUCACGGUGCUUCUAUAUUGACGUCUGAGGCUGUUGAACGGGUUAUUCUGGGAGGUUUCGGCCAGAUGAAAAAAUCUGGGUACAAACUCUUUUCACGUGCACUCGGCUGGAGUGCAGGACUGCUGAGCACACUGCAGGGUAUAGUCGGGACCGGUCAUUUCUCAGAAUGCCAACGUUCCGUUUCCAAGUGACCGGAAAUUAAAUUCAGGGGAAAGUCAUUAACUGUCAUUUGUUUAUUUAAAAGGACUUGAAACAGGAAUUUAAAAGUACUUAAAAGUAAUGGAUAUUUCCCAUGAAGUCAUUUUAACUCCACAAUCAGACUUUUGCGCUGUGAACAUAGAAAUGCACAUCUGGCUCCUAACUGUGACCAAGUCUUUUAAACAUUUCCCACUUAGCCAUCUCAAGCACAUUAACAGCAUUUUUUUUGGGGGGGGGUCUACUUCGAUCAUGGCAUCAGUGAAGAGAAGUACGGGAUCAGAACCAGAACUUCCGAUAAUCUGAGAGUUUUUUGCCACAGUAGUGACUGUCUUACGUUUGUUAUUAACCACAAGCUGCUCACGGGCAAAUGAAAACUUAAAGGAAGAGAACCCUCCUGUGACCUGAUGCCAUAUAGCAGAACCUGGAGCUCUGCACGUUUCGGCCGCCAGCCUUCCACCAGCGUAAGAUGAAAGCCUCACACUGUUCACACUCACUGCACUGGGAUGUCCCGUAGCUGAGCAGAACCAUCCAAAGUGUCGAACUGUUCCCUUUGAGACCUCGAGCUGCUGCAGCCUCUACGGAUUUGUAGUUUUUUGCGUUUCGUUUUUUCGACUACUGCGACUUUUUCCGGAUUUAAUUUGUUUUUUGUACACUGUGUAGCUGAGUUGUCUCUUUCCGAUGGUGUGAGUGUGUUUGUACGUGCGUGAAUGUGUAAAUGCGCUGCCGGGUGGAUGUUGGCUGUAGACUACACUGGAGCGGCUGCAGGCUGCCCCGCCCUCAGCCUGUAUUUAUUUAGUUGGAAGUCUCUGCUUCGUCUUUAUUUAUGACCACUAGCUGCCCUCAGCUUCCUGUUCUCUCACCUGUUGUUGUUGUUGUAAUGUUAAAAUAAACUGAGUUUUUAUAAGCA